Messenger RNA from Cryptomeria japonica (Japanese cedar), 2534 nucleotides. Its product is annotated as suppressor of mec-8 and unc-52 protein homolog 2. Lineage: Eukaryota; Viridiplantae; Streptophyta; Pinopsida; Cupressales; Cupressaceae. The record is from RefSeq and is a predicted model, not a curated record. The coding region runs from base 229 to 2187 and encodes 652 amino acids. The transcript is spliced from 14 exons. Gene Ontology annotation, cellular component: nucleus. Gene Ontology annotation, biological process: mRNA splicing, via spliceosome.
CUGUUCUUCGGGCAAUGAAGUGGCCUGUCAUACCUCCGAACUACCUGAGGUCUCUCAUUUAUACGGCUUCGCCGAUUCAGCUUGGCUCAUUUUCUGCUCUCAAGUGAAAUCUUCUGAACUUCCGGUGAAAUCUUCUGCAUUGCCGCUGAUUCGGUCUCCUCGUCAAGCUUUUCAGCGUUGACGGCCGGCUGUUGCAUCUUCUAAUUCUGCCCACCGUCUCAGCAAGAAAUGGCAGUAGAGGACGAUGUUCCAAGUUCGAACCCCCUGCCUCCUCCGCCCAGGCCUCCUAACAAGAAAGAUCAUUAUCACGCUAGCAAUGGCGCGGCAAAUCUAUCCAAUGCCGAUUUCAGGCGAAUUGUGCUCGAAACACCUCGCCGUGUCGACGAACAUUCUAAAGAACGCCCACGAGGACGGAGUAGCAGACGAGCAGAUGAAGAGGAUGCAGAGGGUGAAAAACAGUCUCAUAAAAAGCACAAACCGAAACCUAAAGAGGAAGAAAAGCCAGAAGAUCCAGAUCUCCCCAAGUACCGUGAUCGAGCCAAGGAAAGGAGAGAAGACCAAAAUCCAGAUUAUGAACCUACAGAGAUGGGUUCCCUUCAUGCUGUUGCACCUCCUGGAACUGUUGAUUUAAGAACAGCUGAUGCACAUAGGAUAUCUAUUGAGAACAGCAAAUAUCUUGGAGGUGAUGUGGAACAUACUCAUUUGGUUAAAGGUUUAGAUUACGCAUUGCUGCACAAAGUCAGGAGUGAGAUUGACAAGAAACCAGAAAAUGAGGAAUCUGUGGAUGGCAAGUCAAGAGUACAGAAGGAAGACCAAACAUUAUCAUUUCGCACUUCUACAGCGAAGCUCAUUUACCAGUGGAUGGUGAAGCCUCAAAGCAUGAACAAGCCAAAUGAGAUGUUUCUUCCUGGACGGACAGCUUUUGUCUAUGACAUAGGAGAGGAAUUCUAUCAUGACAUUCCAACAACAGUGCAUAGAAGCAAAGCUGAUUGUCCACCUCCUCAGGAAACAGUCACUGUUGGGGUAGAUGCAUCUGUUCUUGAGCGUAUUGCUAAGAUCAUGUCUUAUCUCCGUUUAGGCUCCUCUGGAAAGGUUUUGAAGAAAAAGAGGAAAGACAAAUCUGAGGGCAGAGCCAAGGUGCUCCAAUCCUUGGCCAAUGAAGAUGGAAUUGAUUAUGAAAAACAAUCAAACAUUGUUGAUGGUUUCUCUAAGAAGCAGCAAACCCGAGAGAUGCUUCCUCCUCCUCCUCCACGCAAAGGUCAUCUGGAUGUGAAGGAACAGCAGUCUGUACCUACAAAUACCCAUGAAGAAGAUAAUAUAUUUGAAGGAGCUGGCACUGAUUAUAAUGUUCCUGGUAGUAAUCAAAUUCAGAGUCCUCUUUCAGAAGAUAUGGAGGAAUCCCCCAGGGAUGGGGAAAGGCAGUCAUACUUUAGUGACGUUUAUGGUCCAGCACUCCCUGCUGAGAUGGCUGCCCAGGAUUGGCAGCAACAAGGUGCGUAUGAUGCUAUUCAAGGACCAGCAGUGCCGGAAGGUUAUCAAGGAGAAUGGCAGGAAUAUCCUCCACCACCACCUGAACAACAGGCUGGUCAGUGGGCUCCAGAAUCGUUGAAUUACUCCGAACAGUAUGUGCACAGUCAAAUACCAGAUUAUAGCGUGCAGGCAGGAAUGCUCCCUUCGAAGGAUCCUAGAUUUAUGACACAGGAGGAGAAGGACCGUGGUCUUGGAUCAGUGUUCAAAAGAGAUGAUCAGGGUCUUCAACAGCGGAGGGAAAGAGAUGCACGGGAAAAGGAUCCAAACUUCAUUUCAGAAAGUUACUCAGAGUGUUACCCUGGCUACCAGGAAUAUAAUCGGGAGAUUGUAGAUAGUGACGAUGAAGAUGACUUAUCAAAAAUGGACAUGGGUGGAAGGGCUAAGGGGCGCCUUCAUCGUUGGGACUUCGAGACAGAAGAAGAAUGGGCAAAAUAUAAUGAACAAAAGGAGGCGAUGCCUAAAGCUGCUUUUCAAUUUGGAGUGAAGAUGCAAGAUGGACGUAAGACAAGGAAGCAAAAUAAAGACCAGAAGCUCACUAAUGAAUUACAUCAAAUUAACAAGAUUUUGGAUAGAAAGAAAAAAGAUAAGGCAGAUGCUUACGAUGAUAGUGGCCAUUAUGAUGAUGAAAUACAACCAGGGAAGAGGCUUCGUUUAUAGAUACUCUGUCGAGGUGUUUGUAAGUUAGUUUUUAUUCAUACAUGUAACAGUAAUCCAUUCUCUGAGAAACAUAACAAGUUUGCCAUGGACGUAUGCAUAUAAGACUAUGACGAAAACAUGCUAAGAUUGCAUUUCAUGCAUGGCACAUAGGUUGUAUUUUCUAUACAAAUUGCUUACUGUGUAGGUAUUUCAUGAAGCAUUUUAAUUCUCAAGAGUUUACCCAUGUUUCACAGUAACAAGGUCUUCAUAUAUUUUGGCAUGCAUUACAUUAAGGUCUGUUCAUAUUGGGGAUAUUAUGGCAUUAUUUGUAAGAUAUUUUUACUUACAAUUGGUGUGGAUUGAUUUUA